AUGGGUAACCAACCCUCAAGCCUGCAAACCUGUCUGACCGACGUCUGUGCUGGGCAGUCAAACUGUGUGGGAUAUGCCGCCUUUACCAACGACCCCAUCUACCAGCUCACCUGGGUCAAGCCGUACAACCUCGAUCCAACCACUGCCGUAAACCCCAUCGCAGUCGUGAGGCCGAACACGGCGGAGCAGGUGGCUGGUGUUGUCAAAUGUGCGGCUGCAAAUGGCAAAAAGGUCCAGGCCAAAUCGGGUGGACAUUCAUACGGGAAUUACGGUAUGGGCGGUCCCAAUAGCACCGAUGUCAUCACCAUCGACAUGGUCAACUUCAAGCAGUUCCGCAUGGACAAUGAGACGUGGAAGGCUACCAUCGGAUCUGGCCAUCAGCUCGGUGACGUAUCCGAGAAGCUGCACGAAAACGGCGGCAGGGCAAUGGCACACGGUGUGUGUCCUGGAGUCGGCAUAGGCGGCCAUGCCACCAUCGGCGGCCUGGGGUCCAUGUCUCGCCAGUGGGGAUCUUGCCUGGACCACGUGCUCGAGGUUGAGGUCGUCACUGCCGACGGCAAGAUCCAACGGGCCAGUGAAGAGCAAAACUCGGAUCUGUUCUUUGCUCUCAAAGGUGCCGGCGCCAGCUUCGGCGUGAUAACCGAGUUCGUCAUGAAGACGCACCCAGAGUUCGGCAAGGCGGUGCAGUACAUGUACUCGUUCACAUUCGAGUCCAUGCGCGAGCAGUGGCGCGUUUUCAAGGCCUGGCAGGACGUCAUCGGCGACCCGAACCUUGACCGGCGCUUCGGCAGCCAAAUCAUCAUCACGCCGCUGGGCUGCAUCAUCGAGGGCACCUUCUACGGCUCGCAGGAAGAGUUUGACGCCACGGGCAUCGUCGGCAAGCUUCCGUCGACGCGCAACUCAACCAUCCAGGUGACGGACUGGAUGGGCGCCGUGGCCAACAACGCCGAGCGCGAGGCCCUCUACAUCUCCAACCUGGCGUCGCCCUUCUACUCCAAGUCUCUCGGGUUCCGGCAGCAGGACCUGCUGUCCGAGGACGCCAUCAAGAACAUGUUCAACUACAUCGCCGACACCAAUACCGGCACGCUCAUCUGGACCAUCAUCUUCGACCUCGAAGGCGGCGCCAUCAACGAUGUGCCCAUGAACGCCACCGCCUACGCCCACCGCGACAAGACCAUGUUCUACCAGUCGUACGCCGUCGGCAUCCCGCGCGUCUCGAGCACCACGCGCGACUUCCUGUCCGGCUUCCACAACCUCAUGGCCGAGAGCAUCAAGGACCGCGACGCCGCCGGCGCCGUGCUGUACGCCGGAUAUGUCGACCCGGACCUGGGAGACGCCGCGCAGAGGUCAUACUGGGGCUCCAACUACCCGGCGCUCCAGCGCAUCAAGGCCAAGUACGACCCGGAUGAGCUGUUUCGCAACCAUCAGAGCGUUCGGCCCGACGCCAACGCGAAGAGCGAGAAGGACAAUGGGUCUGGAUCCGACCCGUCGCAGAGUGGCGCUAGCGGCCCGCAGGCCACCGGCGAAAGCAGUGACGAAAAUCUUGGACCAGCCAGCCGACCAGCAUGGGCGCUACUCUCGCUGUGGCUGAUGGCUUCGUCAACGGCGCUGCUCUUGCUUUGA
This is a messenger RNA of Pyricularia pennisetigena, 1623 nucleotides long. RefSeq lists its product as uncharacterized. The transcript has 4 exons. The record is from RefSeq and is a predicted model, not a curated record. The coding region runs from base 1 to 1623 and encodes 540 amino acids. NCBI's taxonomy places the organism in Eukaryota, Fungi, Ascomycota, Sordariomycetes, Magnaporthales, Pyriculariaceae. Gene Ontology annotation, molecular function: FAD binding; oxidoreductase activity.